CGAGCCUCUGGAGAUGUCGAGCCGCAUGCGGGCAUCGCAUCAUUUUCGCGUAUUUCACCCAAACAUUUGACGGCCAGUCCGACAUGGAUCAUAAAUCAGAUGCAUUCGCCCACAUCAUUCACCGCUUUAAAGGUUGCAAGGGCUGACAGGGCGCCAGACGAUGUUGCGACUGCGGCCAUCACUAUCGGUACCACUGUUACUGCGGCUUCUGCUCCCGCUGGUGUUUCAAAAGUUGCCGUUGUUAACCCCGCUGCUCGCACUUCUCCCUCCUCCACAGUACAGGUUAGCGAUGGAGUAAGGAUAGCACCAGUGCCAAGUCCACAACAUCGCGACACGUUACCCACGACCGAACACGCACCUGACGCAAUCAACCCAAGCAACUUUGCUACUGAAAGCCUAACUGAACAUUCCGUGUCUUUUUUAAAGAAGCCUCAGGAAACGGAGAGCGCCUUACUUCUCCAGAGCAGUGUGGACUUCCUUGAGGUUGAUCCCCAAGAGGAACUGCAAGCGAGGAGGUUUGAAACGCAUUCUUCACGGAAGUCCGAGACGAAUUCUGUGGACAAUAUGGCAUCGGCUGCAUCAUCGCCGACAGGAAGCAGUUGGUCUCAACGAGAGGUGCAUUCAGCGAUAUCAACAACAGAACGGCGCAUUGUGGCCUGCUCUGGAAACCCAAGCGUUGCCACACAGCAUGACGCAGGGAGCGUUGAAUUCCGUUCAGUUGAAGUCCAAACGGACUGUGAAUCUCCAGCAAAGGAAAUUGUAUGCGAUAUCUCGCUGGGGAAUACUCAAGGAGCACUUCAAGAGCCGACCGAAGCAGCUCCACGGCAAGAAGAAGAAGAAGAAGAGGAAGGGGGAGCAAAGAACGUCCUGGGUUUGAGCAGCAUUCACCUUCCCCAUACGGUUUCCAAUCUAACUGUGUCGUCGACGAGGCCGGCGCUUGAGAAGUAUGGCAUGGGCACACGUUGUGAGGAACGGAACGAAGAGGCUCAUUCAUUGGAGGCUGAAGAAGAAGGCGUAUCGAGCAAAGACAGCGCCGCCGAGCCCGUCGCAGAUGGUUUUAAUGAGGCUUUGAAUGGGAAAUCGCAAGAGUCUGCUUGGAGUGUGCCGAACCAGGAAGAGGAAGGAAAGGGGCCAAAAAAUGACUUGAGUUCAAAUGAUGCUUUCAAAAUUCUAACACAUCACAGUGGCUCUACGGAAGCCACUGAGAUGCAGCUAGAGCAGCCCCUCACUGUGACGAAGGAUGUUGCGUUCAGGGCUGGCCGUAUUGUGGAGAAAUGGCUGGAUGUGAAGGCAAAAUGGCAGGGACUUUCCAUCAGCCAUUUACUGAAACGUGAGUCGAGUGCCGUCAUCAAAGAGUUCCAACAUUUUCUUGCUGUCUGCAUGGAACUCAAGCAAAGGCACGCGGAUUAUCUUGCAUACCUUGACUCCCCGUAUGGACACACAGUGCGGGGGGAUCUGGUUCUCCGAAUAUCGUUGCUUGCGACAUCGAACAUGGAGGGCGAUGGCGGCGGUGAGAUAAAACCCCCGUGGAGACCUGCGGAAUUGCAUGGUGAGAGUGCUGAAACGCCCAGUGAAAAGUCUAACGACGAUUUCAAAAAAAACAAUAUUUGUGACGCGAAAAGAAAGUCAAGUGCGGCGGCUCUGGCGACGGAACUUUUGAAGUUAAGUGUGCGUGAAGUAAGUGCCAACUUGGGGUGCGGCGUUUUGCACAUAUUCCGUGUGGGAGGUACGUGCCCUGCGCUGUACUGCACUCUCAUGAAGCCAUACGCUGACGGUCCGGGCGAGAUUACACUCAUGGGAGAGUCAUUUCCAGUGGAGGUGCUAAGAACGACCAUCUUGGAGGAUCUGUGUGAGGCACGUGAGGAGAGUCGCCGUGACUGGGUUCAGCUCUCCACGCUAUGGAAGGAAGCCAUUUCUGGUGUCCUUCAACACGGUGUCUUUACGGAACACAUGCAAAAAGUGCGGCAAUUGUUUUUUGAGCUCGCUUUCUUACUACACUGCCCUGGAGAGAUACGGCUCAGUGUCAGGUAUCAGCGACACAUGGACCCUUUUCCGCCCAACAACGCUGAAUGCGUGGUCCAGACGGAGAAGACGGAGGGCGAUUUUAACGUCACAGGAACAUCCAACCGGAGUCCGUCCAGAACGAGUUCCACGGAAAGAAAGGCCGCUCUUUCAAACUUGUGUAAAGAAUUUCUUCCACACCUGCAAGAACUACAGGACACCUACUAUCUGUAUUUUGAGCUUCUUGAGCCUUUUCUUCUGCAUUCAAUGUGCCAUCUGGACACGGUUUCGACUCUCACAGACGCGAUGAAAUGUAAAGAGUUGGUUGAUUUCCUGAAAGUCACUCAUGAGGCACAGAUGUUGGAGCAGCGAGCAGAAGAGACUGGGACACCCUUGCCAUUGGCCGUUGUGGAAGAGGAACGAGCGGCUUUUCUUAAAUUGGUGGGAGCACGAAAGGCAGGUGAAAUUAUGCCGCUCCCCCAAGAGUGGUGGGAGGCUGACAACUUGAGCAGCAAAAACAAAUUUCCUUAA
Messenger RNA from Trypanosoma cruzi, 2532 nucleotides. RefSeq lists its product as uncharacterized. The record is from RefSeq and is a predicted model, not a curated record. The transcript has a single exon. The annotation marks the transcript as partial. NCBI's taxonomy places the organism in Eukaryota, Euglenozoa, Kinetoplastea, Trypanosomatida, Trypanosomatidae.